ACUGCGGUGUGAAUGCGAUUGGCACUAGCCCCCUGCGGAUUCAGUGCCGUGGUACUUUAGUGCCGGCACUAAAGUACGGCAAGUCCUGCGGUGUGAAAGUGGCUUUGAUAUAAUAACUAUUAUUGUUUGGCGUUGGAAUAUGCCUUUGUUUUGUACAUCUGUCUAUUUUCAUUUCGUUGGCGGGGUUUGAGCAGUGCAUUUGGAAGUGUGGCGGAACGUUUGUGUUCCGGGGACUGGUUACAUGGACGGACUUCCGGUGUUUCCUCAGAAGCAAUCUGGAAGGAAACCAAAUAACUCGUGUCCUCAUUGCUCCUGUCUCACCUGCUCAUUUACAGGACAGCUGAUGAGCAGCAUGGAGGAGAAGAAAGAGACCCCUGGAGCUCAGAAACCGAAAGGAAGAGAGAGAUGUCACAGCUGUCAGCAAUGUGACAAAUCCUUUACAACAUCUGGAACUUUAAAGAGCCACCUGCUUAUUCAUACAGGAGAAAAACCGUACAGCUGUGAAGAGUGUGGGACAACUUUCACUCAAUCAGGUGCUCUCAAAAGACAUCAACGUAUUCACAGAGGAGAAAAACCGUACAGCUGUGAAGAGUGUGGGACAACUGUCACUACAUCAGGUCAUCUCAAAUCACAUCAACGUAUUCAUACUGGAGAAAAACCGUACAGCUGUGAAGAGUGUGGGACAACUUUCACUCAAUCAGGUACUCUCAAAAGACAUCAACGUAUUCACAGGGAGAAAAACUGUACAGCUGUGAAGAGUGUGGGACAACUUUCACUACAUCAGGUACUCUCAAAAGACAUCAACAUAUUCACACGGGAGAAAAAACCGUACAGCUGUGAAGAGUGUGGGACAACUUUCAAUACAUCAAGUAAUCUCAAAUCACAUCACCGUAUUCAUACUGGAGAAAAACCGUAUUGGUGUGAAGAGUGUGGGAAAACGUUCACUAGAUCAAGUCAUCUCAAAUCACAUCUUCGUGUUCACACAGGAGAAAAACCAUAGUGGUUUUAAGAGUGUAGGAGCCGCAAUUAAGCAUAUUUUGUUUUUUCACAGUUUACAAUAAACAAUUCCCAUCUAUAGUGGCCUUGGGCGAAGUCACGCCCAUCUACUUCCGCUCCAUGGGACCUUAUUUCGUAAAAAUAAUGUAUUGAAGUCAAUGGAGAGAGAAAACGUAUCUUUCGAUCCCGAUGGAAUAGUGCCAUGAAUUACACAUAUGAUGUUUGUCAAUCUUAAAAAAUAAUUUCCAUGUCAAAAAAGUCACAGUUUGUCGUAAAACUGUUGAAAUAUAAGACUAUGAAAAAUACGCAAC
Gymnodraco acuticeps is the source of this 1307-nucleotide messenger RNA. RefSeq names its product zinc finger protein 420-like. Gene Ontology annotation, biological process: regulation of transcription by RNA polymerase II. Lineage: Eukaryota; Metazoa; Chordata; Actinopteri; Perciformes; Bathydraconidae. The transcript has 3 exons. The record is from RefSeq and is a predicted model, not a curated record. Bases 242 to 1000 code for a protein of 252 amino acids. Gene Ontology annotation, molecular function: DNA-binding transcription factor activity, RNA polymerase II-specific; RNA polymerase II cis-regulatory region sequence-specific DNA binding.